Messenger RNA from Rhodofomes roseus, 900 nucleotides. RefSeq names its product heat shock protein 30. NCBI's taxonomy places the organism in Eukaryota, Fungi, Basidiomycota, Agaricomycetes, Polyporales, Fomitopsidaceae. The transcript is spliced from 5 exons. The record is from RefSeq and is a predicted model, not a curated record. Gene Ontology annotation, cellular component: plasma membrane; endoplasmic reticulum. The coding region runs from base 1 to 900 and encodes 299 amino acids.
AUGGCAGGCAAUCAGGCAGUGUCGAUGAAUCCGCCCAAUGCGCAGGAGAACCUCUCGACCCAUGGUUCGGAUUGGUUGUGGGCAGUAUUCUCUAUCAUGGCUCUUAGCACUCUGCUGGUUGCUGGUGCGACCCUCAUGAGGCCUCGCGGCACGCGUCUCUUUCACCAGUUGGCGGUCAUCGUCCUCACGACUGCCAGCAUCGCGUACUUCUCCAUGGCCUCUGAUCUUGGGGCGACGCCUAUCGCUGCCGAGUUCCGCGGCGGUGGAACUCGUCAGAUUUGGUAUGUCCGCUACAUCCAGUGGUUCAUCAACUUCCCCAUCCUCCUACUCGUCAUGCUCCUGGCAACCGGUUUGCCUCUGUCCGACAUCGUGACCACGAUCUUCAUGUCCCUUGUCAUCGUCGUCAGCGGCCUCGUCGGUGCACUUGUGCAUAGCACCUACAAGUGGGGUUACUACACCUUCGGCCUCGUCUCUCUGUUCUACAUUUGGUACGUCCUCCUCUGGCACGCCCCCGCCUCCAGCUUUGCCGCGGGCGGUGUCGUCCGUCGGGGCUACUACCUCGCCGCGGGCUACUUCUCGUUCAUGCUCAUCACGUACCCGAUCGCCUGGGCCUGCGCGGAGGGCGGCAACGUCAUCACGGUCACCUCCGAGAUGAUUUGGUACGGCAUCCUCGACAUCCUCACCGGCCCGGUCUUCCUCGCGUUCUUCCUCUGGGAGUUGCGCGGCGUCGACUACGAGGCGUUCGGUUUCCGGUCGGGCAGGUAUGUCGACAACAACGCGACCGCUGUGCGUGGCGAGAAGGCCCCGAUGAUGGCCCCUGCCCCGAUGGUGGCACCUCAGGCUGCUCCGGCUGCCGCGCCUGGGCCCGCCGCUGCUUCCGCUCCUGAGCAGACUGUAUGA